CUUUGCUCUGUUGUUUAGAAACUUGCACCUGGGAAGAGCGCGCUUUGACGUAAAAGCGACCACAAGCUUGGAGACAGAAGGAACAACAACUCAGUAGUGAAGAGACUAACCGUAGACUGAAAUGCCAGACAAAUUUGGGAAAGAGGCACUUGAAGCUCACAACAGAUACAGGUCUCUGCACCAGGCUCCUCAGCUGACUUGGUCAAGAUCUCUGGAAAAGGACGCGGAAAGGUGGGCCAAACAGCUGGCGAAAGAAGGAAGACUGAGACACGAGGAUAUUGACGACGGAGAAAAUGUGUAUUCCGUAACGGGGAAGAGUGAUGUUACGGGCGGGGAAGUCGUGGAUCGGUGGUAUGCAGAGGUCGACAAUUAUGACUUCAGAAGUCCAGGCUUCAAAAGCGGCACUGGCCACUUCACACAGAUCGUGUGGCAAGAGUCGAAGGAACUGGGAAUAGGCAAAGCCAAGAGUUCUGAAGGGAAGAUCAUUGUUGUUGCACGAUACAGACCACCAGGGAAUGUUCUCAAUCACUUUCAGGAUAAUGUAAAACCAAAGCUUGGCAGCUCAGUAAGUUACAGUUCUAGGGAAAGAGAUCCGAGAGCGUUCAGUAGUCGACUGGAACCGCAACGAGAUUUUGAUGGAGGUAGAAGGUCUCCUAAUCGCCAGGAGAAAACGGAAACAGUCACUUACGACCGGGAUGGUGUCAAAACAACAGUGACGAAAACAAUUAUCACUGACGGAGGAAGAGGAGAUUCAUUUGAGAGCUUUACAAGGGAUAUGCGAAGUAGAUUUGACGAAGACCCUUUCAAGGAUAGAAAGGACAGAUGGGAACGAAAUGACCCCACUAAAGAUAGGAAGGACAAAUGGGAAAGAAAUGACCCUUUUAAGGAUAGGAAGGACAAAUGGGAAAGAAAUGCUCAGGGACCAUCUUCCUCAACCUCGUGGAGCAGCCAAAAACCCAGGGAACCUAAACCAGCAGAGAGAUUUACACCUUCCAGCUCAGCUACAUCAUCUCCUAAAGGACCAUUUCCAAAGCAGUCUCUAGACACACACAACAGAUUCCGUUCCAUGCAUGGCGUGCCACCUUUAAAGUGGGCGGACGACCUUGCUAGGGAAGCGCAAGCCUGGGCUGAGAAACUUGCGCGCGCACGUACAUUGCAGCACUCAAGCAAAAGCGAAAGAAAGGACGCUGGAGAAAACAUAGCCAUGUUUACUGGAAAAUUUGAUUCUGCUGGAGAGGAAGCAACCACCAUGUGGUACGACGAGUAUAAGAAUUACAACUUUCGUCGUGGUGGCUGGCAGGGAGGGACUGGACAUUUCACGCAGAUCGUAUGGAAGGACAGUAAAGAGUUAGGAAUGGGUCGAGCUAAAACCGGAGAUGGCAGUCUAACGUUCGUGGUGGGUCGAUACCGUCCCGCUGGCAACGUUAUUAACUACAUGGCGGAAAAUGUGUUUCCAAGGGGAGGCCGCUGACUUAAUCAGUGGAUGGAACUGUAGUUUUACUUCAACUAAAAGUAUUUGUUAUUGCAUUUUGCAUGGGAGAAAACAGAACAAAACUAAACUAAAUAAAUAAAAAAUAGAAGUUUGGGCCUGAAAACAACCCGCUGUCUAGGUAAUUGCCAAUAUUCAUAUAUCUAGGUACAUAUGACAAGUUUAAUUGCGAAAGCUGGAAUGACUAAGUAAAUGUCUAGAUUGGUUAUCACGUAUCAUAUAAUUUAUGCUCAUACGUGCAUGGAAACUCAUUUUCAAUUGUAAAUGGAGCACGUUCCAAGACCUAGAGGUUUGAUACUUGCGGCCACGAUACGUUUAUACAUAUAAUUAUCCAUUCCAUGGUAAACCAAGGAAUUUUAUUAUUAUUAGAGGAGUUGUAACGAUUUCAUAUACAUAUUUUAGGAAUCGCAGCCAUUUAGGAACGUUUCAGAAUGUAAUUGCUUCGAAAUUAUUCCUGAAAAUGAGCUGUGUAAGAAAGUAGGUGGCUUCUGCGUAGUGAUGGUGCCAGUUUGCUCCCACAAAUUUGAAGACUUACGCAAUAUAAGUCAAUUAUAACAAAAAUGCAGAAAAAUCAGUCUCUGGCUGUCACAUAAAUCACUUAAUGAGCACAGUUUGCUCUUUUAUGUCAUAAAAAUAAACUUGAUCACGUUA
This is a messenger RNA of Orbicella faveolata, 2140 nucleotides long. RefSeq lists its product as uncharacterized. Gene Ontology annotation, cellular component: extracellular region. The record is from RefSeq and is a predicted model, not a curated record. NCBI's taxonomy places the organism in Eukaryota, Metazoa, Cnidaria, Anthozoa, Scleractinia, Merulinidae.